AACAGGCCCAGACACUGAAAGUCAAAAUAUCUGUGUUUCUCUUGUUGCUGUCAAUGUAUCCAUUGCUUGAAAUGGCUUCCAGUAAGUAUGUUGAAGGCCACCUGACUACAGCUGAGAACUGGGCAUUUGUUGCACGUUUCUGCUUCCUGUCAGAAAAGGGCCAGUUUGAGUACAUGAUAGAGUAUGAAAUGGAAUACGCUGUUCAGAACCUGCUGCUCUACCAUGACGUAAUCACCCAAUGGCCAGGGGUGUACAAGACAGGCAAGACGUGUCUGGAGAAAGAGUCGGUCUUGAACGUGACACUUCACCAGGUGGUCAACCUCACCGCAGAGGGAACAGCUGGUCUGUCAUCAGGCUGUGUGUUCCAUAAUAACAGCCAGCAGAAGAAGGGCUGGCUAAGUUGUCAUGAUGCGAGGAGGUUCCGCAGUGCCCGCGAGCGUUGGUGGUUUCUGGCCAUCAGCAACUGCAAUGCUACUAAGGGACUGAACUUGCGAUACAAGUUUCUGAUGACAAAUGGCCCACCUGGGGAUUACUGGCAUGAACACUUCUCAGCUGAUGAAUUCUAUAUCUUGCCGAACCUGAUGGCAUCCUGCAUUGCAUACCUGCUGAUGAUUCUGGCCAUUGUGAUGUGCACAGUGGAGCUGAAGGCACGGCAACUCUUCCACAUGACAUACAAACUGUUUGUUGCCUCUGUGCUGCUCCAGGAGUUGGGGAACAUCCUUCAGAGUGCAGCAUACAUAAAGUAUGCACUUGAUGGAAUUGGCUUUCCCAGAACGAAGACCCUGGGCCGCGUGUGUGAGUCUGCUAGUGAGAUUGUGUACCUCCUCCUCUUACUUCUGCUGGCAAAGGGCUUCACAGUCACACGUGGCAGGCUGCGGCUGGCCUCUUCCAUCAAGCUCACCAUCUUCAUGUGUCUGUACGUUGUGACGUACACUGUUCUCUUUGUGUAUGAGAGACAGUUCUUUGAUCCUGGAGAGGUACUGUACCUGUACGAGUCUCCGCCUGGUUAUGGAAUUAUCUUCCUGCGCAUCAUAGCUUGGUGGAUGUUCAUGUACUCCACCAUAUUCACACUCAAACACUAUCCAGAGAAGGCAAGAUUCUACUAUCCAUUCAACAUCGUGGGAACCUUGUGGUUCAUGGCUGGUCCAUUAUUCAUCCUGGCUGCAAAUAAUCUCAUAGACAAGUGGGUAAGAGAGAGUGUUGUUUGUGGCGUGCUGCACAUCAUUGCUCUAGUUGGCCACAUCUUGUUCCUUUGCCUCACACUGCCAUCUAGAGCAAACAAAGUUUUCCCUUACCACGUUCGGACAACUCAGAUAGGAGUCCUGCAAGUGCAGGAUGUCAUGGACUCUGAUACAACGUUUCCAUUCAGACAUCACCAAUAUGCACCUUCAGCACCACCACGACCACGCCAAAAUGUACACCCACUGGUGGGUGAGUGGGUUACAGAUGUGCCACUAGAGCUGUUUACUAUCAGCCAGUCCGUUACUGUGGAUCCAAGUAUGAGACCAACUGCACCAAAGUCACAUGACACUGGUCAUCUCACAUACCCGUUCCAGCAGCCUGACUCCAGACCACCACCACUGGAGCCCUAUGACUCAUUCCUUGCACCAAGUCAGAUCACCAGGACCUGAGUUAUCACAAAAAGUAAGAGCGGCUCCUGCUCCGCCAAGUGCCAUGAAGGUACUACAGGAUGGUAAUUGUGAACAGUUGCCUGGAAGUGUUAAUACAUAUGGACUCUAGGUUUACCUCGUUUGUUGCUAGUCUGAAUCUGUGCAGCACAAGUUGAUGAGAAAAGUGAGUGACCGCAUAAACAGUGAGGAGGUACCUGCUCUCUCCAUUUUCAGGGUACAGUAAUCCUUUUACAGGUCCUUGUUGAUUGACCUACCACCCCCCCUUCCUUCUUCCCCUUAUCCUGCUUUCAAUUGGUUAUUCACUGCAUUCAACAUAGCUGCUGCUUCAUAGGACUCAGUGGAUCUACAUACUGGGAGCCCUACUUCAUGCCUCAACACUCCUACUAAAACUGUGACCAUCCAAACUUCCUCCUUGCAUUCAUCCUCAAAAAAAUACACUCUCUCCUACCCUGAAGUCGGAGACAGCGGAUUCCUCUGAAAUAUUGGUACCUGUGUACCAUACUACAUGGUCUGACAUCCCAGAAGGUAGUAAUCCUCAUAUUCACUGCAGAUACCUCACGUCUCAGAAAUAUAAUGAGAAUUAUGAGAAAAAUAUUAAAAGAAGGUACCAUUUUGUGUGUCAAUCUUCAUGUAAUGUCCUGUUUUUAAAUAUUAGUCAGAAGUAAUUUUUAUAAGGCAUGCGAAAAGGAUUUAAACAGUAAUACCCAAUAUAAGGAGAACUUAUUGAAUUUUUCAGGUACUGGAAGAGCAAAUAAACUGACAUAUGGCAUCCCUGGAACAGCUCUUUUAAGCUGAGAAGCCUUAAAAUAUUCUUAUUGAUUACAGUCUUUAAAAUUAAUUUCUUUCUCAGUGUAAUUUUUCUCCACCUGCAAGUAUGUGUGAAAGAGAGCAAGAAACGUUAAAGUAAAGUGGACACACAUGAUUUUUUAGUUCAUGUGCAGAUGUGCACAGUAUCAGAAAUUGCCUCUCUACAAAAAAAAAAUACUUUCUCCUUCUACAUCAGAGUAAGAAGUUGCAAUUUCAGAUGAUAAAAACGUGGAUAGACAUAACAACUACAAUGCUGCACAUCUGUGGUAAACUGAGUUACACUGCAGGUGCAGCAUAACUCACACUGAAGAUAUCACAGAACUGAUUUCUUACAUUUCUGCUUCAUCUUCAGAAUAAAUUACCGGAUUAGAAAGGUCAUUCAGUUAACAAUCAACUACCAAUACGUUCCUCUCUCAUUCUGCUCUCUGCAGUUUAGUUAAGUUUUAUUCAUUCUGAAGUGGUUUUGUGAUAUAGUACAUCAUAUCCAUCAAAGUUGAUCUGAAUAUAUAUAUUGACAUUUGUUGUUAAUUUGGAAAUUCUCAGUCAAACAAAAUAAAAUUCAUUGUAUUUAUGCAUAUUUUUCAGUCUUCCCAUGUGCACCAGAUAAUUAUUCUCCAUAUAAAACACCUCUGAGAGUACGCCAUAUCCUCAGCAGGCAACCAUGUCAAUGUGAAGCUGGUGUCUCCAUUGUCACAGGUUGAUGUCAUGAAAGUUGUGUUUACAAGCUAUAUUUACACACACAGUUGUCCAUGGUAAAUAGUGAGCAGAAUCAGAUGGUCAGUGAUGUCCUGCCUCAGCAUGGACGGUGUGGGAACAGUGGUUGGUCAUCUGAAUUCAUGUUGCUAGCCACUGGUCAGACUGUCUCCAUACUGACACAGAUGAUCACUUAAGAAGACUUUAUUGUGUACUAUUGUGGUGAAUGCUACAAGUCAUAUACCUACUGUCCAGUUAUCCUCUUUGUGGCUCUGCAAACUGGGAGUGGUGGAAGAGGGAGCCUUUUUUUUUUUUUUUGCAGUUUAUUUUAUGAUGCUGUUAGUAUAGCCAACUAUGUAGCAUCAAAUAUUAGGCUAAUUGGUGAAUAAUGUGGCAGAAAGCUGUAAUGGCCUAUUCAAGGUACAGUCCCAGCUUUUUCCUGGAAGGACUGAGGGGGAAGAAAAAUGAAGAAUCUCAAUCUUAAUGGCUGGUACCCCAGCUAAGAUUCAAAUAAAUUUUCGUUGGAGCUUGAAGAUUUUUUUUCUCGAUAUAAAUAAGCAGCCAAAGGAUCCAAACAGGAACUGUCUGUGUUGCCACCAUGUUGACAGCACUCAAAUGCUAUGUGGCCACAUCAUCCAGACCUGUACUUGGACAGGAGGACCCUGCCGAUGCUCCUUGCUAUGAAAUGUCCCCAUUAUCCAUCUGAAAUCUUAUUCCUCAACAGAAAACCGAGCAUUACUUUUGAAUACUCCAUAAGUUCCAAACUAUUAUUCAUACAGUUGAAGCAGAGCAAGCACAUUCAUUACAUCUGGCCAAUGACGAGCAAAAGGUUUAUGACACAACUGAAAAUAAUGCAUCAUAAAGUAAUAUGACACAUGGAAAAGAAAUGUUAUUGGACAACAGCAACAAAGAGUUCAGUCUUUGCAACCAGCAUGAUUGGGAAUUUAAACAACAAUAUUGAAAAGCAGUAUGGAUAUUACAAACAGACAUGAAGAAAGAGUCCAGACUUCUAAAUGCCAAUCAAAAAUAUCUGCCAAGGACAUUUAUAACAUAUUAAAAAAUAGCAACACAUCCCUUUAAACAAUGUUAUUAUGUUUCAGUGGUUCAAUCGUGACAAUUUAUGUACUUUUAAAUUAAAGUCAUAAGAAAUUUCGAAAUGUCAAAUUGCAUGACUGUACUUGCUUAUUCAAAUGAUAUAAAAGAGAUAUUACAUAGAUCUGCCAUGAUAUUUACCAAUGAUUGAACAUUUAAAUUAGUAUGAGUGUUAUCAAUUCUGCAGAGGGAAGUUGAUAGGAAAUCAUGCAGUUUGUAAUGUUUCAGCACGAACAUCCUUUACUAAAUUGAUUCAUGUUUACUACAACAUAUUGAAUAAAAUCAGCAGUAAAAUGAACUGUAUUUAAAUAACAUUCUGAAAUGUUGUAUAUUAUCCUUAAUAACAAAAGUGGUGAUACAUGUCAUAUAAAUAUACAGAGCCAAUUCCAUUUCUGAGUGUGCCCACUGGACAUGUUGUAUAUCAAGAUGAUGUAAGGAGUCAGUCAUGUGAAUUGGAAACAAUGUUAAAAUUAUAUUCAGGUGAUCAUGUACAAACUAAUAUGAAAUAUAAAUAUGGUACAAUAUUCCAGUAAAUAAAGUACCAAUUAUAAUUCUGAAUAAUCAUUUCAUACUCGGAUACGAAGAUGGUAGAAUAUAAAGAUAUGCAGUUAUCAAGGGCAUGUUUAUGCUAAAAAGAUGAUGAUGUUGAUGAAGAAAUAGAAUGCAGUGACUGUAUCAUAUGUUUAUUUUAUGUGACUGUUUUUCAGUAAAUUUAAUAUAUGUACAAUUCACUCUUAUAUUAAGCUUAUUAUACCAGCUUCCUUGCAACAAUAGUUCCCUUCUUCAUGCAGGAUAAUAUGUCCUAACCUUUAUUACACAGGCACCAGAUUGAUUAAUAACACAAUUGUAAUGUAAUAUGGAACCACUGAAUUCGCCAGAAUAUUGUGAAGAAUUGCCUUCAAUAGGUCUAUGAAAUACAUGGGUAAAAUCCAACUGGUUUGCAUCUUGCGCACUGUAUGGGAUGACAUCCAAAAACAGGUCUUAUUAAUAGAUUUAGCAUUCCUUGGAGUCAGACCAAACAGUAAUAUUGAUACUGAUGCAUGACCUAUACUACUGUUGAUUGUACCCAUUAAACUUCCUUUUUUCAACUGUUCUUUCCAUGAGUUUGAUUUGUUUCAUUUUGGUCCGUCCAUGUUCUUUCCAUGUAUUUAAUGGUCAUCUAGGGGACAUCCAGCUAAUGGAAAUCUCUUUAUCAGUAAUGUUACUUAAUAAUUGAUUAGAUGUUCUGGUUGGUGCUGAAGAUGCUCUUGUCCCUGAAACAUCAUUAUAUUCUACAACAGGAUUUCCAGAAUCUCACAUUUUAUUACUUCAUUAAUAAAUAUAUAUAUAUAUGUGUGUGUGUUUGAUGUGCCCUAUAUUGCUGUCCAAACUUUGUGUCUAAAGACAGAUUUAUUUCCUAGUGAAACCAGAAAGUUAAAAAAUAAGAGGACUUUGAGCUUACAAGGAAGGAUUUACAUUGUGUGGCAUACCAGCUAAAAAAAAAUCUUAAACAAGUUUUUCUGAAAAUAAUCAAAAUCCUGGUGAAGACGGAAUACAUCUUUUUGUAUAAUGCCAUGGUAAUCAGAUCUCCUUCCGAGAGCCUGUGGGUUCAAUAAUGAACAUUUUUCCAGGCUCCAUCAAGUUCUGGAUGAGGAGUUUGAGAAGAAGACGUAUGAGGUCAACAGGGUGUUUAAUGUUGCUGAGACAGGCCUCUGAAUAGCUCAGUCCUGACAGCUAGACAUUGUUACUUUAACAUGGAUAUGUGAAGUUGCAAUGAUAAAAACAGUGGAAAGGGGUUCCUUUAUUACACAGUUUCUUCAUAAGUGCCAGGGUAAUCUAUGCCCCCCCAUACCCGCUUGUUUCACCGGAGUUUCAGAGCACAGUUGAAGAAAGGUGCUUUACCAUCUAUUUUUGGCUGGCAUCCAUGAGGAUGGAUGCGAACCACCUGUGCUCCUAUUUAACGUAGACAGUUCUUACACUAAAAAUCUUAAUGUCACUGAUAUCAUUCAAGAAGGGACUGACCACAGGAAAUGUCACUCAUCCCACAAAUCAGCUGGCUCUGCUUGCAUUAUCACUGAUUUUCAUAUAAGACUGGACUUAAGUGUGCACUGAGAAGGAAAGAAUACAUGGGGAUGAAGAAAACUGAGGGGGUGAAAUCAAAGUCAGCUGAAAACGUAAACCACCCUGUUUGUGGCACAGCACCACAGAAAUCACAUAUUUUUUCCCCCAGAAGAAAGCUACACAUGGAUAAAUCAGAAGUCUGCUCUUCAUAAUCAAACGUGGUAAUGCAAUUGUAGGAAGGACAAAUGAGCCAAUAAUGGGAAUUGUUUUGAGGAACGUGCAAACCCAAAUAAUCAUGCAGUGUGUAUGGUCCUUAUUUCAACGUUUUUUGAAGACAUUUCAAAAUAAUGGAUCAUUCGUCUAAUUUGUAAAGAUUGGGAGCAUAUCACAUGCUCAGAUAUGGAGAAAUUGGAGCGUUUAUGUGACUUUUAUAUAAAAAACACCUUUGCACUAACACUUAUGCUUGGUAUUGUAUGGUAUAAUACCGUUGCUAUGCAGCGAUCAUGAGAAGGAACAUGCAUUGCUUGGUAAUGGCUGGUAAACACAUCAGUAUCCAAGGUAUUUGCCAGGCAACCUCCCAUAGCAACAGUAGAGGGAUUGUUAGAGUGCCUAAGAAUAUAACUGGGCCACCCUGUUCCUGGGAGAUGUAAAUACCUGGCCCUUCAAUUUGGGGGAGUCUCGAACCUGAGACAGUAAAAUAUGGUCAUGGGCUCAGACCAAAGAAUGACUCUGCUGGCGAGAACCGGCAGAAAUUGUAAAUUACAGGCCCAUCCUCUCAUCAGAAAGGAUAUUACAUAAGGAUUAUAACUGAAAGUGUUCAGUUGAAAAAAAAAAAUACUGAUUAUGGGUCUUAAGGGGCUUGGCACCAAGAUGAACUGAUGGGCAGUAAGCCAUCAGUCUUAAAGCAACUCUGCCGAAGGAAAUACUGUUGAGUCAAAUGACAUGAAGAAGUCCGAUGGUGAGUGAGAGAGUUCAGUUGUCAGUUGAAAGUCAGCCUGUGAAGAGUACACUAAGAGGAUGAUGUGAAAUGGCUGCCAGCCUGGAACCCAGUUAGUCGAGUUAUCAGUUGACAAGAGUUCUGCACAGGUCUGUGACAAGAGGACCUGAGUGCCGGGAGCUGAAGAAUCUCCACUGUUUUAAAUCUGUUACCAGGAAGCGGCUAGUGGAGAUUGUAAUAGAUUGAGGACACUAGUCUGUGUGUGUCAGUGAUCUGUAAAGUUUAGUUUCAAGUAGUGUAUACAAGUGGUCAAUAAAUCCAGGAUCCAAUCUAUAGCCACACCCCUGAAUACAUUACAACAUUUUCUCUUACUUAAUGUUUGUAUGCAAGUGUUUCUCUGAAGAUUUUGUGUCUUUAACCAUCCCAUCAUAUUACCAUACAGCUGGUUAAUAGGGACAGUUACAUAUUUGAAUAAAAUAACUGUUUCAAGUCAUCUGCUACAUAAGAAAUAAGUAAUAAACUUAGAGUUAAAUUACCAUUUAAAUUGCCCACAUCUUUCAGCUCUUACAUGGUAUACUAUUGGUAUUCUAUUUAAAUGAAUUUUAUUUGUUUUUAUAAUACUGUAUUCAGAAUUUACCUCCUUCCCUCUAUAAAGAAUUUCCAAUUGCAAGUCUAGGAGCUUCCCAUAUAACUUCAUUGUUUCUGGUGAACGUAUAGUUUAAAUCGUGCAACAGUGCACUUUCAUAAUCACAGUUGACUGGUGGAAUAAAUUAUUUCCUGGUUUCACAUAGUUCUGUCCCAGCCAAGUGAGGUCUGCUUAUAAACUGCACUAAUACUCUUGUAUGGCACAUACAGUAUUACACUCUUCCACCUAAAGUAAUAUGCUGACAACUUGCCAGUUGAUUCACAAUCAUUGCUAUCAUUUGCCAUCUGCACAUGCCUGAUACAAUCAUAAUGAUGAAUCACGCAUGUGUCACAUAUGAGUGUAUGCACUAACAUGGCCUGUCACUACAUGACAUGUGCUGACUAUUCUUUAAAUAUGUAGACCACCAAGAAUGACUCAGUAUGAGAUAGUUUAGCCAGGUACUGAAUAACAGUAAGAAGAGAGGAAAGGGCUGGCAAGAAACUAGAAUGAAAGAUUGUGGGGGAAAAAAGAAGAAAGUGGAGACCAUCUCCCACUGACCUGCAUAAGUGGAAAUCGUGACAGAAGAAGAAAUAGCUUUAUGCAUUUCCAGCUAAUGAAUCAUGUUAGUGUAACCAUUACAUUUGAUGUACAGGACAUAUAACUACAUGAUUUUCAUUUGUAUUUGUAUGGACUUUGGCCAAAUUUCUUUCUUUAAGGUAUAUGUGAGGGGGAAGGUGUAUGUGUAAGCUUUCAUGUUCCACUCCAUCUCAACUUGUGGCCACAUGACCAAUUUUCGGUCAAUUUUGUAUGGACAUUAUGCCAUUAGUGACCACCCUAACAUCAUAAUUUUUUAUUUUCCACAUUAGCAGCACAGGAUUUUUUUUACUGAAGAAACCUAUAUGAGUUUUACCAUAACUGUCUACAGUUUAGUUUGUUUUGCGUCUUUUAUAUUGUGGACUUCUCUAUAUAAUCCUCCUCCUCCUCCAUCUUCUUGUUCCAGCUCAAGAAUUGGGUCAUACAAGAAGCAAUUUCUGGCAUUCAGAAUUUUGAAACGAUCUUUCCAUCUACUUCAACUCUUCUCAUGUCUCCCUGUAUAAUCAUAUCAUUAAACAUUUGUAGUAACAUAACUGUUUUAAAUGUAGUUUUUGAAAUUUUCAUAAAGAGCAUCAUAGACAGAGUUAUUUAGAAUGAAUGUGUCAAACUUCAUGUGUAAAUGAUCAAAUGAUUUCCAAAUUUUAGGGAGUUUAAAAGUAAAGGCCUGAUAAAACUAUACUUUGAGCUUCAGUUAAUGUAAGGACAAAUGCAAACAAAUUUAAAUUACUGCAAAGCUUGAAUCUGUACCCCAAAUAUGAAAUUCACUGAAACCUACUGAGUUAUUUUGGAAAUGAAACAUGCAUAUGGGCAGACAGAUGAUCUCUUCAUGAUAUAUGUUUUGCUUGUACUUUAAGCCAAGAACUCAAGAAAUAGUCACUAUAUUUUACUUUAUAUUAUGCAGAGGAAAUAAUUGUGUAUAUAUUUGUACAUUUUUGUCCUUGGUUUUUCAUAGCCGGAAUUUAAUGUGUAACUUUGGAUUGCAGGAGGAUGGCAACUGUAGUGUUUGCUGAAAUGGGAAAUAGUCAACUUUUGACAUGGCUCAUUCAUGAAAGCCAAAGUGAAACAUAUAUCUGCUAUCUUUUAAUGUAAUGGAUGAAUAAGUCCUGCACAAGAAAUUUUGGCACAGAAGUCUAAAUAGAUAUUACUAAUAAAUUAAGUCUGUCUAUUACAAAUUUGGACACCUUAAAAACUACAUGAAGCAAAGUACAUGAGAAAUAUGUAGCAGCUGUUGUAAGCUUAGGCUUCACACAAACUCUGACCAGAAGGAGAAAUGAGGGAUAAUGGUUAACUGCAAAUAGGCAUCUUGGGCCAUGCAUCCCUAGUUCAGUGUGUUACACAUUGUGAAACAGCCUGUACAUGCCUUCUUGGUUACCUUAUAGUUAUCUCCUAUUCCUCCUACCUAGAUGGUUUCCCUUCUACGUCCUCACUAUGCCCAUCAGCAGGACCUAGAAAUGUGCUGAAAAGUGCCCCAUUUAUUUGUGGCUUGGAUUUUGAUUCUGUAAUUAGGUCUUUGGACUGCAAUAACAUCUGAUCCUGAUUCAUUAGGGCCAGUUAUUUGGGGCCAUGAUGCAAGUGUCAUGAAUAUCCAAAUUGUAUUUGGCCACGGCCUUUGUCUUUUAGCUAUUGCUGUUACAGUCACCCCCCCCUUGUAUUCCCUUUCUGGGAUUUAAUUGAUCAAUUAACCAUAGAAUUGGAAUCACAGCAAAGUCUGUGGUCAUAGCUGUAAACAAAAGCACUUACUGCAUAUGUUAUUGCAUCAUUAUUCUUUUGUACUUUGUUUAUUUCUCUAUUGCAUGCUCAUUGAUUUCUGUUACAACCGUGUCAUUGAUUUAUUUACUUGUACUGUAGCCUUAACUUGGAUGAUCCUAAGUAGCAUUCAACGAAGGGAAAGGAAGAAAGUAGUGAUUGAGCUGCCUUAUACCACCCCACAUUUCCCUAAUCUCUGUUUCAUUCUCUUCUGCAACAGCUUACACUAAGUAUUCUUUCUGUUGUUGCCCUAUUAAACUAUGUCUUUCAUUGAAGAAUAUUCUAUGGUAAAAUAUAUCUACUCCAUAAAUCAGAGUAUGUCAUAUGAGUAUCUUGGAAGGAAGAUCGUAUGUAAGUAUGUCUGAAUUUCGCACUGGCAUGUGGAUACCAGAAGUACCUGUUUGUUGAAAACAGGAUCCUUAGUAACUUUUUUAAAUUAUGUAACAAUUUACGUCAUCACCUGAUUAUGAUGCACCCUCAUUCCCUAGGAGAUAGGGUGUACAUGUAUGUUUAAUAUAACAUGAAAGUUUAUAUGCAAAACAGUUUCUCAAGGCUUGUUGAAAUGAAAAUCGUUUGUGGAUUGUUGUGGGUGAAGGAGUAGAAACUAUUAAAAAUAGUCCAUAUGGGUGUUGAAGCAGGCUUCCCAUUGACACAUUGGUUAACAGAACUUCUCCAUGAAUAACUCUUUGGAACCACUGCACAAAUUUAUAAUCCCCUGUGACCAUCCAUAUUUAACAUGGAUGGGUUUCUUCUGAACAACGCUCAUACACACAUAGUUUUAUCUGAACAUUAUGUACUUUUUUGCAAGAUACAGCACUGUACCACUGACACAUAAUAUACCAGGUCUUUCUCUGAACAGUGGUAACAUGAUAAUUCAGUUAAAAACACCUGUCAACCACAUUACAUGAAUUUACACUUCAUAAGUAUUUGUGUUUUAAUCAUUGCAUCUCAUUCACUGAUGCACAAGAACACGUCAUGAUAUCUGGCAUCGCAAAGGUAAUAAUGAAACAUGUAUUUUUUAUACAUCACUCACUCACUCACAAAUGGAGCUGAGCCCAUCUUGAUAAACCUCCAAUUGUGCAG
Molecule: messenger RNA, 11248 nt
Organism: Cryptotermes secundus
Lineage: Eukaryota; Metazoa; Arthropoda; Insecta; Blattodea; Kalotermitidae
Product: transmembrane protein 145
Exons: 12
Coding region: 54-1631 (525 amino acids)
Biological process (GO): response to pheromone; G protein-coupled receptor signaling pathway
Source: RefSeq, a predicted model, not a curated record